AUAAAUAAACUUGACUAUGACUAUAUACAAAUAUUUAUACAUAAUUAAGCAAUUGAACUGAGUCAAAAGCCUGAGAUUGUAAGGCUGUAUAAAUAUGUGAAUAAAUAUAAAUGGUAACACUAGCCAUUACAUAACUCAUAUGUGUAGGCCUAUAUGUAGUGCUCAAUAAGGUCUGUAGUAAGUGGCAUUACACAUUUAGUAUAGGUCUUUAUUCAACAAUUUCUUAUUCUUACUCAAUAGGUGAAUUAUUAUUGGUUAAUUCUGAAUAGGCAACUAGUUGGUCUUAAUCUAAGUUUAUUAAUACGGAGUAUGGAUCAAAAUAGAAAAUCUAGAGCCUUCUAAUACAUUGUCUAAAUAUGUUAUUCUGUCAGUAAAAGUCACAUAUUCAGACAGUGAACUAGGAAUCUAUAUAGUCCUACCAGUAACCUUAGAUCAAGAUCAAUUGGUUGCUUAUUAAGGAUUUACAAAGAUUAAAUCACGUAUUAAUUACGAGUAAGAAAUUGUUCAAUAAAGACAUAAUACAGACCUUGUUGCUCUAAUUGCUACAUACAUAUCACACACAUUAACACUUUAAUGGCAUAUAAUUAAUAACGUGUUUGCUAAAAUAAAGUGUUACUAUAUUGGUAGGCCUACUAUGAAUAUAUAUUUAUAUCUGUUCAUAUUUGUCUUUAUGUUAAACUUUAUUCAACAUAAGUUAUGCAGUUAUGUGCAAGAAAAUUGCCGGAUGACCUUAUAUGGGUUUGCGCUGGCAAGAAGGGCUGGAAUCUCCGAGUGAGUCACGAGCUCCAGUCGGGGGCUGCACGCAGCCAUGCAUUGGGAAACGUAGCUGUCCUCGCGUUGACUCUCAUCUCCGCGAUUUCAGGUGAAAAUGAUCCACCUCCGGCGCAGAAUGUAGCGUGGUCUUCCUAUAACUUCAAGACAAUUUUAACUUGGAGCCCCAAACCUACAAAUUACUCUUACAGCGUGCAGUACUCAAGACUGAGCGAGGACAAGACCAUGCACUGCAUCCGCACACGGGAGACGGAGUGUGACCUGACCGAUAAGCUGGAGAACCUGAGGAGCACCUACACUGCUGACGUGAUCUCCGAGCCCCUGCCCUCAGCCAAAACAGACUUCGUGGAGCUCCCAUACGCCUCAGCACCUCACUUCUGCCCCUAUAAAGAAACAAAAAUAGGAAGUCCGAAGUUUAAGGUGAUUCAGAACGAGGACACGACUAAGAUGGAGGUCCACGUCCAAGAUCCCCUGACGGCCAUAAAGAGAAAUGGGCGCCCGGUAAACAUCCGAGAGAUCUUCACGAGUGACCUGAUGUACAAAGUCCAGUACAGCAAAGCUGGAAGCACAGGAAAAAGCAAGACCCAGAACCACAGUAAUGUGGUGAAGAUUAAGAAGCUAGAGAGGGGCGUGAGCUACUGCUUCACUGUGGCUGCGUACAUCAAAUCCCGCAAACCGCAACAUCAGAUGGGUGCAUGGUCCAUUCCCGUCUGUUGGCCUCCAAAGACAGCAUCUUUCUUUGAGGAGAUCAGCUGGUACGUGUUGGCAGGAGGGGCCACCAUCCUUCUCUUCAUCCUUAUUCUCCUCAUCAUCAUGAUUGUUCUGUGCUGCAAGAGGGCCCGGCUCUCCAAGCAGGUGAAGAUCGAAGCAGCGUCUGGGACGACGACGACUACUGUAUAGAACGCAUCGCUGGGGAUGAAUCCAAGUCCCGGGACAUUUGUACAGCACUUUGCGGAGUGUGGCUGGUCCACACUCCUCUCUUUGGUAUUUUUUUAAAGAUAUAUUUGCUUUUAUAUGUUAUUUAUUUAUUUAAUAUUUUUUUUGUGAAAUAUAAUUUAUUGAUGAAAAUCAGCUAUAUGUUCCAGUAUUUUUGUAGUGUUUUGUAUGAUGUUAAAAGUUUUGCACUAUUAAAACGUAUGUGACUGGUACCACCA
Alosa alosa (allis shad) is the source of this 1925-nucleotide messenger RNA. RefSeq names its product tissue factor-like. Gene Ontology annotation, biological process: blood coagulation. Lineage: Eukaryota; Metazoa; Chordata; Actinopteri; Clupeiformes; Clupeidae. The record is from RefSeq and is a predicted model, not a curated record. Gene Ontology annotation, molecular function: protein binding. The transcript is spliced from 7 exons. Gene Ontology annotation, cellular component: membrane. The coding region runs from base 697 to 1671 and encodes 324 amino acids.